Messenger RNA from Ceratitis capitata (Mediterranean fruit fly), 575 nucleotides. RefSeq lists its product as uncharacterized. The coding region runs from base 106 to 441 and encodes 111 amino acids. The transcript is spliced from 2 exons. Lineage: Eukaryota; Metazoa; Arthropoda; Insecta; Diptera; Tephritidae. The record is from RefSeq and is a predicted model, not a curated record.
ACAAAAAUUUACAAAUAUACACCGAAUAUAUUUUUUGACGUAACAAUUUUUCAGCAUAUUUUUUUUUAAGUUCACCCAACAUCUAACAUCCUACCUCCUAUCAGGAUGUCCGAUAUAAUGGAGCUAUCAGAUGAUAUCUGUCAUAUAUUUUGUAAAUAUAAGGAAAAACAAAAAGCUGAUCUUUUCCGUACGCUCAAUGAUGUCAAGUGCUGUGAAUGCGGUCAUCAGUCGCGUAUUCGAAAUGUCCAAAAUAAAGUAUGCGUUUAUCGUAGAAUGACAUUAUUCUAUCAAUUAAUUUUGGCGAUACUAACGUUAUUGCUCUUGAUGACCUGUUAUGCAUUGUGGGCGGCUAGACGUUAUAAUCACGUGCGGCUGUUUGGGACAGGAGCAUGUGCGUCAACUUUCUUGUGGACUUAUAACGAUUGUAUUGUAGCUCAUUAAAAUUCUUAUUUGCUAUAUAUAUAUAUAGCAAACAUAUAUGGAUGUAUUUAUGUAUGCAGUAGUAUAAAAAAAAAUCAGUUACUACUUGUACUGCAGUGAAAAUAUGAAGUAAGUAAGGCAUAUGCAAUCAAGCA